Messenger RNA from Solanum verrucosum, 1293 nucleotides. RefSeq names its product mitogen-activated protein kinase kinase 9. Bases 59 to 1060 code for a protein of 333 amino acids. Gene Ontology annotation, biological process: protein phosphorylation. The record is from RefSeq and is a predicted model, not a curated record. Lineage: Eukaryota; Viridiplantae; Streptophyta; Magnoliopsida; Solanales; Solanaceae. Gene Ontology annotation, molecular function: ATP binding; protein serine/threonine kinase activity. Gene Ontology annotation, cellular component: cytoplasm. The transcript has a single exon.
GAACAAUCCAUUUCUCUUCCAAUUUAUUCAAGCGGAUCCGACCCCAUUCACCCCUCACAUGGCCGUAGUUCGUGAUCGCCGACACCUUAAUCUCCGUCUUCCCUUACCGGAACCCUCUGAACGACGUCCUCGUUUUCCCUUACCUCUCCCUCCUUCUUCCGUAUCCACCGUCAACUCUACCGCCAACACCACCACCACUACUACUACUACCACCACCGCUUCUACUACUACUAUCUCCAUAUCGGAACUUGAAAAGCUUAAGGUUCUCGGUCAUGGAAACGGUGGAACUGUGUAUGAAGUCCGUCACAAGCGGACCUCCGUGAUCUACGCUCUUAAAGUUGUUCACGGUGAUAGUGACCCAGAGAUUCGUCGUCAGAUCCUCCGGGAAAUCUCAAUCCUUCGUCGGACGGAUUCUCCUUACGUUAUCAAGUGUCACGGAGUUAUUGAUAUGACGGGAGGGGAUAUCGGUAUUCUCAUGGAGUAUAUGAACGCCGGUACAUUAGAAAAUCUUCUUAAAUCACAAUCAACUUUCUCCGAACUCUGUUUAGCGAAAAUCGCUAAGCAAGUGCUCGGUGGAUUAGACUAUUUGCAUAGUCACAAAAUCAUUCACAGAGAUCUGAAACCUUCGAACCUUUUGGUGAAUCGUGAGAUGGAAGUGAAAAUCGCUGAUUUCGGAGUGAGCAAAAUCAUGGGAAGGACUCUGGAUCCUUGCAAUUCAUACGUCGGGACUUGUGCAUAUAUGAGCCCAGAAAGGUUUGAUCCAGAUACUUAUGGAGGUAACUACAACGGUUACGCAGCUGAUAUUUGGAGCUUAGGUCUCACUUUAAUGGAACUGUACAUGGGCCACUUUCCGUUCUUACCGCCGGGACAGCGACCGGAUUGGGCUACACUUAUGUGCGCGAUAUGCUUCGGUGAACCACCAAGUUUGCCGGAAAAUACGUCGGAAAAAUUCAAUGAUUUCAUGAAGUGUUGCUUACAGAAAGAGUCCAGUAAGAGAUGGAGCGCUCAUCAACUUUUGCAACAUCCCUUUAUACAGAGUAUCGAUUUGAAAUCCACCUAAAAAGGGAAAAAGCAAGCUAAAAACUGGGAAAUGGAAUCCGAGUUGUUGUAAAUAGAACGGGAUUCUUUUUUUUUUCUUUUCUUUUUUUGGGUUCACUUUUUUGUAUAUUCUUCCACUCUGAAUCUGAGAUCAAAAUCAGAAUAAUUCUCUGUACUGGAAAAAAUGCUCCAUUUCCACAGCUAAAAUCAUCUGUGGAAUUUUGGGACCUUAUGAAAUCAAAUUUUCUCCAGUAA